Mastomys coucha (southern multimammate mouse) is the source of this 4212-nucleotide messenger RNA. It is a transcript of the gene Ccdc15, whose product is annotated as coiled-coil domain containing 15. Bases 130 to 2409 code for a protein of 759 amino acids. The record is from RefSeq and is a predicted model, not a curated record. The transcript has 14 exons. NCBI's taxonomy places the organism in Eukaryota, Metazoa, Chordata, Mammalia, Rodentia, Muridae. Gene Ontology annotation, cellular component: centrosome.
GUGACGACUGCGGAAGGGGCAGGGCAGGCGUCCGCCGCGGAGUAGCAGUUUGCUGUUUGUGCUUUGCGUAGCAGCCCGCGGAGUUUGAGUGUGAGAAGGUUCGGAUCGCGGCAGGCUUCACAGAAGUCAAUGCCAGGAGGUAUGGCGCCCCUCAAGAAGCCUCGGAAUCCCACAAAAUUGCCCCUGGCUUUAAACCCCACGAAGAGCAAGGACGUUUUGGCAGUGCUGGCUGAGAGGAACCAGGCCAUAGUACCGGUUGGGGCUUGGGUGGAACCUGCCUCACCAAAUUGGUCGGGAAUUCCAGCACAUACUUCAGCAUACAUAGUUGAAGAGGAAAUAAAGGAACAGCAGCGAAGAAAGCAAGAGUCUCUGAGACAUUUUCAGAGACAAGUCAGACACCGGGUCAAUCAGCAGGUUAAGCUGAGGAAAAAGCAGCAGCUUGACAAAUCUUACAAAGCAGCAGAAAAGGAAGGCUCUAUAGCCAUGCGGUAUUCAGAUUCGGCUCAUUUAACUUCUAAAAGGACAAGUGUUUUCCCUAGCAAUUUGAAUGCUACUGUUGGAAGUUUUAGGUUACCCACUUCCCAGGUGCUUGGUGAUGCAACAGAAGAUGGAGAGAAUCAGAAUCUGUUGUUUCAACAACAAGCUCAAGCUCUUAGUCAAACUAUGAAACAGGCACGUUACCAGCUGGCAUCCUUUAAAACUGUGAGUGAAAAAAAGACAUUAGUGUUUCCAAAUGGUGGAAGGAAAAGCUCUCCAACACAAGAGGGCCAUGGCUGUGGGAAAAUUUCAUUUGUUGCGGUAAAUGAGGAGAGACAUAACUUGUUUGUGAGCUGCCAGAAGGAUCUCCUUUCUGAAGACAAAGAAAAGGUUCUCAGCAAGAUUCAGAAAGUAAAAUUCAAAAAUCCCUUAUCUGUUGUGAUAAAAGAAGAUGAAGGAAAGCAAUUACAUCCUGAUAGCCUUCAGGCUGUUCUUCCAGAAGCCCAGGAUUAUUUUGUAGAAGUUCAAAGCGGCCUUCCAGAAUCUCAGGAUGAUGUGAUAGAUGUCCAGAAUGUUGAACCUAAAGCUUCAGGAAUUGAACCUAAAGCUCUGGGUGUUGAGCCAGACAUUCAGGCAAGUGGAAUGGAGUUUCAGACUACAGAGCCAGAAGGCCAGGCUGUGAAGACAGAGACUCAGGACAUUCCUGAAGUCCAGGUGGUUGAGCUACAUGGGAAUAUUGAGUUGGAAGCCCAGGAUUCUCUACCCUCACACCAGGCCUUUCUAUCCAGAGACCAAGAUUGUCCACCCAAUUGUCAAUACCAGGAUUCUUUACCCAAAGAUCACUGUAUUCUCCUUAAUUACUGGAAUGUUUUACCUAAAUACCAGGACCAGCAUAUUUUACCAGUAGACCAGGAAUUUCUACCUAGAAACCAACUUGCUUUACCCAAAGAACAAGAUCAUCCACUCAAAUGUCAGAAGCAGGAUCUCCCACCUAAAGAACAGUUUCCCUUGCCCAGACAUCAGUAUAUUUUACCUAUAUAUCAGGACCGAAGAGAUCCACAUGUUCUUCCUAAAUGUCAGGAUUAUGAUGUUCUUUCCAAAGCCCAGAAUUAUCUACAUAAUUAUCAGGAGCAGGAUCUUCAACUCCAAAACCAGGACAUGUUUCUCAAGCAACCCUCAACUUUUAUGAGAAGAGAGAGGGGGGAUGAGGAAUUGUCUCUGGAGUUUCCUCAGUAUGCUCCAUCUCGGAUCCAGGACCAAGUCUUCCUUAGAGAACAGCAGGUCUAUGAGGAGUAUCGGUCAGGACUGCGCACUGAACAGCAGGCUCUGCUGGCAUUGCAGUCUGGAGUGGAUAAAGAAGAGGACAAAAAAGAGCGUCAAAAGCAAUAUCUGAGACACAGGAGGCUUUUCAUGGAUAUUGAGAGAGAACAAGUGAAAGAACAGAAGAGACAAAGGGAGCAAAAGAGGAGGAUUGAAAAAAUUAAGAAAAGGAAAGAACAACAGCGCUAUGCUGAAGAGCAGAGACUCCUAAGAAUGAACUGUCAUGAAGAACCUUAUUCAGAAGAGAAGAUAAGUGAUAUUUUAGCCCAGUUACAACUGGAAGAAAUAAAAGGAGCCAGAGAAAAACAGCAACAGAGAGAAAAAGAAUACGUAAGAUAUGUAGAAGCUUUACGAGCCCAGGUCCAGGAGAAAAUGAAGCUUUAUAAUAUCACUUUACCUCCAUUAUGCUGUUGUGGUCCUGAUUUUUGGGAUGCUCAUCCUGAUACCUGUGCCAACAAUUGCAUUUUCUAUAAAAAUUACAGAGCAUAUACUCGGGCAUUGCAUUCAGUCAUCAAUUCUUCUGACAUCUCUGAGGGGAACGCAACUCUUCGAAAUGCCAUUCGUAAUUUUGCUUCUGCACAUAGACGGACUCCAAAACAAAGUCUCCACUAAGAGUCUGAAAUCAAUACCAAUGACUGCUAAAGAAUAUCAGCAAAAAUGCUUUAGAAAACCAGAAGACAACCUGAAGCUAUUAGAAGCCACCACAGUGUCAACAGCUCCAGCCUCACAAUGCACUCCGAGCUACAGCUCUUCCAAGUGGCAUUUCCCCACGCCAAGCAAGGAGCAUCAAGAGUUUGUUUCUGAAAUUUUGUUUACUUUACAAACUAUAGAUAUGCUUUAUGUCCAGUUUUCAAUUUGGACCUUAGAGCUAAUAAUGGUACUAAUAUCACCUUACAAGCUGAAAGCAUAGUGCUAGAAACAUCUUUGAAUGCCUUGUCAUACCAAAAGCAAAAUGCAAAGUAAGGAGAACACAAGAGCACCUUUUAAUUUUAAAGUGUUUGGAAACAUGUACAACUUGAGGCUGCAGUGUGACUGUGGUUAGAUUCUAAAUUAAACCCAAUGAGGGCAAUAGACAGCUCAAAUAAGAUAUGCGAUCACGGUACUCCUCUUUAUGGUAUUUGCAAGGAGACAGAUAAAUAUUUUUAGUUGAGCAUGGUGGUACAUAUCUUUAAUCCCAAUACUAUGGAAGCUGAUGCAGAAUGAUCAUGAGUUUGAGGACAGCUAAGCUACAUGAAACUGUCUCAAAAAAAGUGUUUUAAGCCAAAUAAUAUAGUUGUUUUUCCUUCUGCUUCUGUUGCUAUUCCUCAUCUCUUCCUCUUUUUGUGAUCAAAUCAAUAGGAUCCUUUUUACUUUCCCUUGAUUUGUACUUGUGACAUCCUUCUCCUAUUUCUCCCUCUGCUUCACCACCUGACUGAUGCUGGGUUGCUUUUCUCUGCUACCUAAGCUGUUCAGCAUCUCACUCAACUGUUAUGUUUGUUUGUUUGUUUAACCACAUCUACAAAUAGAGAUUCCCAGGAUUUAUAACUUUGAUCUUGGGCCAGAGUUCUGAACAAAACAAGAAUAUAGACAGUGGUCUGUGCGCAGCCAUAGUGCCUGUUUCCUGCAGGUCUCCUGGAAGCUGGUCUACAGUCCUUCAUUUUCCAAAUGGAGGGACUUUUGCCUAAUUUUGUCAUUUCAUAGUUUUAAAUUUGCCUUCUGAGGCAUUGUCUCCAUUUCUUAGAGCACUUAAGUAAAUCCUACAGUAUUAGAAAGGACAUUGGCUCUUCUUAUUGUAGUCUUUCCUGCCUGUCUACAUAAAGAAGGUAUAAACAGUCAUAAGCCUUUGGUUUCUUGGUGCUACUUUUAGUCAUCCUGAUAUUGUUCUUUAGGAAAUGCAGAGCACAGCACAAGGCUUCCUGCCCUCAAACUAGAUCUCUCCAUGACAACCAACUUUUAUGUAAUUGUUACUAAUUCAAAAUGUUAACAAUAAAACAUAAGAAACUAAUAAUUGCAGUCACUCUGGAGUCUUCCCACUCUAAAAAUCCAUUUCUAAUGCAAGGUAACCAUUAAUCUAUUUCUUUUAUGUAUAAAUAAGUAUAUAUAUGACUUCUUUUAUAAAUGAAAUAUACAAUAUGAGCUCUUUUUACUGAACUUUUUCAGUUGGCCUGAUGUCAAUACUCAUCUGUGUUGUCAGAUUCAUUAAUGUAUUGAAUAAUAUUGAUAGUAAUUGGAAUGAUAAAACUGUUUGUUCAUUAAUCCACUAGUAGACAUUUGGGGGUUUUUCUACGUUAGUUAUUAUGAAUUCUGCUAUGAGCAAUUGUUCUCAGGAUUCUGAAGUACAUGUUUUCAUUUCAUGGUUUGUAGGAGUGAAAUUCUGGAGUCACAUAGUAACUUUCUGUUUAACUUUUGACAAACUAUAAACUGUUUUUCAAAGUA